Peromyscus leucopus (white-footed mouse) is the source of this 6725-nucleotide messenger RNA. RefSeq names its product fibrillin 3 (gene Fbn3). Gene Ontology annotation, molecular function: calcium ion binding. Lineage: Eukaryota; Metazoa; Chordata; Mammalia; Rodentia; Cricetidae. The record is from RefSeq and is a predicted model, not a curated record.
UUCGGAACCGGGCACGCAGCGGCUCGGCCCUCCCAGGCUUUCGCCUUGCUGCUCCCGGGGCCCCUAGCUUGCGCAUCUUGUCAGCCUCUUCAAGCAGCCCCCGCAGCCUCCAAAGACACAUCAUGACUCUGCAAGGCCCAUGUUGGGCAAGGAGAGGAUCUGGAGUCUUCCUUACAGCCUGUGGUCCUCCAGCUCAGAUUCUGCUGGCCUUGGUGGUUCUACUGUGCAUGGAAAAUGGCCAAGGCCACUGGGAUGAGACUCUGGAAUCUGCAGGUCCAGGUCAUGUGAGAAGACAAGGCAGGCCUGCCAUCAUUUUGCAGGGGCCUAAUGUAUGUGGUUCCCGCUUUCAUGCCUACUGCUGCCCUGGCUGGAGGACUCUGCCUGGCAGGAAUCAGUGUAUAGUGCCUGUCUGCAGACACACCUGUGGCAAUGGCUUCUGCUCCCAGCCCAACCUGUGUACCUGUAUGGACGGGACCCUGGCCCCCAGCUGUGGAGUAAAUAGAGCAUCACUGGGGUGUAGCAUGAGCUGCAUGAAUGGGGGCAGCUGCCACGGGGAAUCCUGUCUCUGCCAGAAAGGCUACACAGGCACUGUGUGUGGACAGCCUAUCUGUGUCCAUGGCUGCCGUAAUGGAGGACGCUGCAUCGGGCCAAACCUCUGCGCAUGUGUAUAUGGAUUCACAGGGCCUCAGUGUGAGAGAGACUACCAGAUGGGGCCGUGCUUCCCCCAAGUGAGACCUGAGGGGUGCCAGCGCCAGCUGACAGGUCUCAUGUAUACCAAAGCUCUCUGCUGUGCCACUGUGGGCCAUGCCUGGGGACUUCCCUGCCAGCUCUGCCCGGCACAGCCACACCCCUGCCGCCGAGGCUUUAUCCUAAAUGUUCACACAGGAGCCUGCCAAGAUGUGGAUGAGUGCCAAGUCAUCUCAGGCCUGUGCCUGGGUGGCAGCUGUCUCAAUACAGUGGGCUCCUUCGAGUGUCGCUGUCCUGCUGGACACCAGCUCAAUAUCAGAGGCACCGAAUGUGAAGAUCGCCGGGUGGGCACCUGCUUCUCGGUGCUUAUCAGGGGUCAGUGUGCUGCAGACCUCACUGGCCACUAUACUUACGGACAGUGCUGCUGUGACAAGGGCAGGUGCUGGGCGCCUGGUCCAUCACCAAAGCUGUGUCCCUCCCGGGAUUCUGGUGAAUUCCUGAGACUGUGUGCCCAAGGGCUCCCACUGCUGCCUGCCUAUGCAGACCUCUUCCCUGGACUCUCAGAAGUUGGAUCCAACAACCUGGGGCCUGCCCUGAGGCCAGCACAACACAACCCCCAUGGUUCCCGUGUGCAUGGAGUCCCCACACUGAUCUCUGGCAACUCUAACUACGGUAUCCCUGUUGGCUCCACUGCAAACACAGCCACUCUGGACCAGAUCGUGGACAUCUGUUACCACUUCACCAUCUUGUGCCUCAGUGGUUGCUGCCCUCCCACACCUUCCAGCUACCACCGUGAAUGCAACUUGGGCUAUACCUAUGAUUUACAUGGAGAAUGGACCAGCAAGGGUCUUUUGUGCAAAGAUGUGAGCAAGUGUACCAGCAGCUGUGGUAACUGUGCUAACACUCCUGUCCACUACUGCCAUUUCUGUGAAGGUUUCCAGGCCAUGCUCACCAAGGAGGUGUGUGUGUAUAUGGAUGAGUGUAUCAUCCAUGGGGACCUUUGCCACCUAGGCAACAGAGAGGGCAGCUUUCAGUGUGUGUGCCAUGCAGGUUUCAAGCUCAGGUCUGAUGGAGGAGUUGCAGGGCGUUCCCUGAGCCUUGUAGGAAAUGUGAGGUUGGGGCUGUGUUUCCUGCGUUGGGGUGAGGAAGACUGUGGAACUGCCCUGCCUGGCAAGUACCAGAUGGAUGUCUGUUGCUGCUCCAUCGGGACCUCAUGGGGAGCUGAGUGCAAGGUUUGCCCGGAGCCCAGCUCCCCAGAAUUCUCCAGCCUGUGUCCCCAAGGGCUGGGCUUUGCCAGCCAGGACUUCCUGUCUGGCCGACCCUUCUAUAAAGAUGUGAAUGAGUGCAAGGUGUUCCCCGGCCUGUGCACACAUGGCACCUGCCGCAAUUCCAUGGGCAGCUUCCACUGCACCUGUGACAAAGGCUUUACCCCGGAUGCCCAAGAGAGGAACUGUACAGACAUCGAUGAAUGUCGGAUCUCCCCUGACCUCUGCGGCCAGGGUACCUGUGUCAACACCCCAGGCAGCUUCGAGUGUGAUUGUUUUCCUGGUUUCACUAGUGGCUCUUUACUGAUGAAGAACUGCGUGGAGGUGGAUGAAUGUGCCGGGAACCCGCUGCUCUGCCAGGGAGGCACAUGCGUCAACACGGAAGGGAGCUAUGAGUGUCACUGUCCCUCUGGACAUGAGCUGAAGGCCCAAGGCACUGCCUGUGAAGGUGAGCUUGCAGCAAGGUGUGCAAGAGAGUGGCAGGGUCUGACACGUGCUCACAUCUGUGUGUCUAUCCAAAUGCACAGGGUAAAUGUGAGAUGGUCCCUGGCAGAUGUGGACGAGUGUGCUUUGGGAAACUUGUGCGUGUUUGGGAACUGUGAAAACCUGCCUGGAAUGUUCCGCUGCAGCUGUGAUGAAGGCUAUGAGCUGGACCAAAGUGGAAGCAACUGCACAGGUAUGGAGUGGGCCUGGCUGGGGAGUAAGAGCACAGGACUGAGACUUCCUCAAUUCCUGACAGAUAUCAACGAAUGCCAGGAGCUACCCAGACUAUGCCAGGGAGGCAACUGCACCAACACCUUCGGUACCUUCCAGUGUGAGUGCCCUCUUGGAUACAGCCUCAGUGAAGAUACCUGCACCUGUGAGGGGGUACUGUCCUGCAGCAUCUAUUCUUACAUCUGUGACCCUGGCACAUGCUACAAAGACUUAGGAAAUUACACCUGUGUCCACCCUGCAGAGUGCCUGCAGGUCAAUGGUGGCAACGACUGUAUGGACAUGAAGAAGAGCGUGUGUUUCUGGUGCUAUUAUGGUUCAUGCGAAAAAAAACUGACCUUCGGUGUGACCCAGAAGAUGUGUUGCUGCUCCUACAACAUGGGGCAGGCCUAGAAUAGACCCUGUGAAGCCUGUCUACCCCUGCCAGCUGUGACUGAGUACCAGCUCCUCUGUGGGAAGCAAGUGCCAGGGUUCAUUGCUGACAUCCACACAGGGAAGGUUCUCGAUAUCAGUGAGUGUGGGGAGAUUCCAGCCGUCUGUGCCCACAGUGUCUGCACCAACCACAGUGGAAGCUUCCACUGCGAAUGCCCCAUUGGCUUCAACUACAGUAGAAACUUUCGGGCCUGCCCAGAUGUGGAUGAGUGUGCCCAUGGAAAGAGACUGUGCCAGAGGGGCGCAGUCUGCAUCAGUGUCCCUGGAAGUCAUGAAUAGUGUGCCCAGGGAUUCAAGCUGUCCCCAGUAGGACCUGUGUGGGGUUUGAAGGAGUGUUUGGACAUCCCAAAUGUCUGUAGCCAUGGUGACUGCAUGGACACGGGGAUGGCUAUGUGUCUCUGUCACCACGGCUUCCAAGCCUCACCUGACCAAACCAUGUGCCUAGACCUUGAUGAAUGUGACCAGAAGCCACGUGGAAAUGGGACCUGCAGGAAUAGUGCUGGCUCCUAUAAGUGCCUGUGUUUCCCUGGCUUUGUGGUGACACGCAACAGUGACUGUGCAGACAUUGACGAGUGUUCCACCCUGGUGGGGCAAGUGUGUCAGCUUGGCCAAUGCCUCAACACAGCCGGUUCCUUCCACUGCCUCUGCCAAGAUGGCUUUGAGCUCACAGCUGACAAGAAGGACUGCAUGGAUAUCAACGAAUGUCUGAGGCUCCCAGGGACCUGCCUGCCAGGCACCUGUCAGAACUCGGAAGGCUCCUUCCAGUGCACCUGCCCCCCUGGCUUCGAGGUGCAGAGCGGCCAUUGUAUUGAUACUGACGAAUGCUUGGAGGAGCCCAGCCUCUGCUCUUUUGGCACCUGUACCAACAGUCCUGGGACCUUCCAGUGCCUCUGCCCGCCUGGCUUCGUCCUCUCUGACAGUGGACACUAUUGUUUCUACACUCGCCAGAGUUUUUGCUUCACCCAGUUUGAGGCCGGAAAGUGUUCAGUGCCCAAAGCUUUCAACACCACAAAGACCCAGUGUUGCUGCAGCAAGAACCCUGCCGAGGGGUGGGGGGACCCCUGUGAGCUGUGCCCUCAGAAUGACAGUGUUACUUUUCAAGAGCUCUGUCCCUUUGGCCAUGGGGCUGACCCAGGCCCAGAUGACUCCAGAAAAGAUGUGGAUGAGUGUGCAGAGAAUCCUGGCAUCUGCACUGGUGGCCUCUGUGUCAACACUGAUGGCUCCUUCCAUUGCGAGUGUCCCCUCGGCUACAGCCUGGACUUCAGCAGCAGCACCUGCGUUGACACAGAUGAAUGCUCCAUUGAGAACCCCUGUGGGGAAGGCAUGUGCACCAACGUCUUUGGAGGUUUCAAGUGCACAUGUACUGAUGGCUUUGAGCCCGGCCCCAUGAUGACCUGUGAAGACAUUGACGAGUGCACCCUGAAUCCACUGCUCUGUGCUUUCCGCUGCCACAACACUGAGGGCUCCUACCUAUGCACCUGCCCAGCUGGCUACGCACUGAGGAAGGAUGGUGCCAUGUGCCAAGAUGUGGACGAGUGUGCAGAUGGGUCUCAGGAUUGCCACACCCGAGGCAUGCUGUGCAAAAACCUCAUUGGCACUUACAUCUGCAUCUGCCCGCCUGGCAUGCAACCCCAGCCCUCUGGGGAGGACUGCACAGAUGAGGACGAAUGCCAGGCCCAGUCCAGCCUCUGUGCCCACGGCCGCUGCAUCAACACAGUGGGAAGCUUCCGGUGUGAUUGUGAUGAGGGCUUCCAUCCCAGCUCCACCCUCACUGAGUGCCAUGAUAUCCGGCAGGGGCUCUGCUUCUCUGAGGUGCUGCAGGCCAUGUGCCAGAGUUGGUCAAGCAGUGGUGAGGCCGUGCCCAGAGCCGAGUGCUGCUGCGGGGGCGGCCGGGGCUGGGGCCCCCAUUGUGAGCCCUGUCCCUUGCCUGGCACCUCCGCCCACAGGAAGCUCUGCCCCCAUGGCAAGGGCUAUAGCACCGAGGGCCAAGAUGUGGAUGAAUGUCACAUGUUUGCCGACCUGUGCCCCCAUGGCGAGUGCAUCAAUAGCAUUGGUUCCUUCCACUGUGACUGCCAAGCUGGGUAUACACCAGAUGCCACUGCCACUGCCUGCAUGGACGUGGACGAGUGCGGCCAGGACCCCAAGCCAUGUUCCUUCCUCUGCAAAAACACAGAGGGUACCUUUCUGUGCGCCUGCCCCCGUGGCUACCUGCUGGAGGAAGAUCUCAGGACCUGCAAAGACCUGGAUGAGUGCGCCUCCAGGCAACACAACUGCCAGUUCGUCUGUGUCAACACCGUGGGCGCCUUCGCCUGCCGCUGUCCCCCUGGCUUCACACAACACCAGCAAGCUUGUUUCGAUAAUGAUGAGUGCUUGGCCCAACCUGGCCUGUGCGGUACCCAUGGACACUGCCAAAAUACCCCAGGCAGCUUCUACUGUGAGUGUAACAGAGGCUUCAUCCUGGACAGCUCUGGCCACAGCUGUGAAGAUGUAAACGAGUGUGGCAGGCCCCACCGCUGCCAGUUUGGCUGUCAGAAUGAGCUGGGGGGCUACCGUUGUAGCUGCCCCCAAGGCUUCACCCAGCAUGCCCAGUGGGCCCAGUGUGUGGGUGAGUGGCCAGGGCUGGGAGGAAGCCAAGUACACUGCAUCUCCAGCCCUGGGUUCAGCUCUGGAUCUCAGGCCACCCCAGAUAAGGAAGAAUUACCUUCGCCCUAUGAAAUUGCCAUCGGGACUACAACCUGCGUGGUGAAGAGAUACAGCUACCACACUAACAGGUGCUAUCUGAGGGUGAGCCUGGCCACCCUCGACACGGAAGUCCCCUUGACCUUGAGCCUGUACAUCUCACACCUUGGCCAAGUCAAGCACAUCUUAGAAUUUCGACCAGCUCUUGAGAGUCUGGGAGGCCAGAUCCGUUACGUUAUUGCCAGAGGCAACGACCAAGGUUUCUUCUGCAUGAAUCACCUGGAUGGCUUCAGCUCCCUGCACCUGGGCCAUAGGAGACCAAGACGGGGGAAAUACCAGCUGGAGGUGGUGAGUGUAGCAGGAGCUCGGGGUCAACCAGGGCCAGCAAAGCGAGCCUUGCGGCUAACAGUCCAAUUACAGCUGCUCUAGCAGAGAAGCUCAGUGCACCUACAGUUCCCAUGACAUCUGAAAGUGGAGAUUCUGGAACUGGCUAGAACUGAUCUCGGGGGCAAAAGCUGACCAAGUUGAACCUCAAAACUCAGGAAGAGUUACAUUACACUAUGACCUCAGAUGAACCCAGCCUGUGCAAGCCCACCAGGUGAUCCCAUCUGAGGUGGGGCAAUACCUCAAUCUCUCCUGGACUCAACUAGAAGUCACGACACUCAGCCCCCUACCCCACAGCCAGGGUCAGCAGGAGGGACCCCUGGUAUUCACUGCGUCUUGUCAUCCUCAAGCUUAAACUUCAAGACUGCACUAUGAUUCACCAAGGGUAUUGGUGGGACAUGGGAACAAGUGACUAGGGUGGGUGUGGGGGCCAGCCCUCAGAAUCAAAAUGGGAGCCUUGUCCCCCACAUCUUGACUACCAGAUUCAUUCCCCAGAGCCUGGGCUAGGGUUCUAAAGAUCCUUUUCUAUUGAAACUGAAGAAAACAAUAAAGGACUUGGGGGUUGAA